This is a messenger RNA of Auxenochlorella protothecoides, 984 nucleotides long. Its product is annotated as CTD small phosphatase-like protein 2. The transcript is spliced from 3 exons. Gene Ontology annotation, molecular function: phosphoprotein phosphatase activity. The record is from RefSeq and is a predicted model, not a curated record. The coding region runs from base 1 to 984 and encodes 327 amino acids. Lineage: Eukaryota; Viridiplantae; Chlorophyta; Trebouxiophyceae; Chlorellales; Chlorellaceae.
AUGCACAGCGCGACUCUGGCGGACGAGGACGGCGCCGCGCGGGCUCAUCUACCCGCCAACGGUGCCGGCUCUCCCCAGGCCGCCUUCAUCACCUCCGCAGCGCGGUGCAAGCGCAAGGCUGCGGCCGCGGCCUGCGCUGGCACGCCCGCCCAGCCUCGCGAGGCCGACGCCGACGGCUGCGCCGCCGUGCCCACGCCCGACGCGGAGGCCUGGGCGCCACCCGCCGCACUGGCCCUGGCCACCGUGCCCGCCACGCCCGUGGCCGCGCCGGUGCAGUCGCCGCGCCCGCCCGAGGACGAGGAGGUGGGCUGGGAGUUCGACCCCUACCUCUUCAUCAAGCGCCUGCCGUCGCUGGAGGAGUGCGUGCCGCCACGCACCUCCUACCUGCUGCCGCGGCGCUCGAGGCGCUGCCCCCAGAAGACGCUGGUGCUGGACCUGGACGAGACGCUGGUGCACAGCACGCUGGAUGGCCCCUCCUCCCCCCCAGACUUCUGCUUCAGCGUGGAGGUGGGCGGCGCCGCGCACCGCGUGGCCGUGCGCCAGCGCCCCCACCUGCACACCUUCCUGCGCGCCGUCUCCGCGCUCUAUGAGGUCGUGGUGUUCACCGCCAGCCAGGCGGUCUACGCCGAGCAGCUGCUGGACGUGGUGGACCCGGGGCGGACGCUCAUCCGCCACCGCGUCUUCCGCGACGCCUGCGUGCAGUGGGAGGGCAACUACCUCAAGGACCUCACCGUGCUCGGCAGGGACCUGGCGCACACGCUCAUCGUGGACAACUCGCCGCAGGCCUUUGGCUUCCAGCUGGACAAUGGCGUGCCCAUCGAGUCCUGGUACGAUGACGACGAGGACGAGGAGCUGCUGCGCCUGCUGCCCUUCCUGGAAAGCGUGGCGCACGUGGACGACGUCAGGCCCGCCAUCCAGAGCCGCUUCAGGCUGAGGGAGGUGGUGGAGGCCGUGCAGGACCCCUGCGGGGACUGGUGCGCCUGA